AUGGCGAAAUUGGCUCAGUUUAUCAAACUUGUAGACGAUUUUGCUCACGAAAUAGACUUUGUAACUGUAUACAUUAAAGAAGCGCAUGCGUCAGAUGGUUGGAAUUUGAUAGGAAACAAUCACGAGAUCAACCAACAUGAGACCAUUGACGACCGGAUAAAAGCGGCUAAGAUUCUUUCUGACUCGGGUUUGAAAAGCCCACUCUUUGUGGACACGAUGGAAAAUGAUGCACAAAAAGCAUACUUUUCGUUGCCGGAAGCUCUGUAUGUUAUUGAAGAGGGUAAAGUUGUGUUCCAAGCAGCUGGACCUUACGCGUAUGAUCCUAGUAAGUUGCGGACCUGGUUAACGGACAAAAGUGGAGAAGUCAACAAAAGCGAAUAG
Molecule: messenger RNA, 381 nt
Organism: Mya arenaria
Lineage: Eukaryota; Metazoa; Mollusca; Bivalvia; Myida; Myidae
Product: type I iodothyronine deiodinase-like
Exons: 1
Coding region: 1-381 (126 amino acids)
Molecular function (GO): thyroxine 5'-deiodinase activity
Source: RefSeq, a predicted model, not a curated record